AUAGGUGACGUCUGUCGUCUGUCGUCUAACCGAUGACCUAACCUCCAAGAAUAAACAAACAUGAGUCAUAUUGAAAACUUUGAUUAAUUCCUUGAAUAAAACUGUAAAUAAUUACCAUUAACUUUUGCGGAACCGUCGUUAAAUCGUUAAGUGCACUUACAACAUGUCUUUCUUAAAUUUUUGGUCAAAACCUGACCCAAAAGUAGAGCAAAGAGAAACCGACAAAGCUUUAAGGAAAGUAAACAGGGAUCUUGAACGAGAUCGCCUGAAACUGGAAAGAGAGGAAAAGAAACUGGAACAGGAGAUUAAAAAACUAGCAAAAGCGGGUGAUCAAGAGGGUUGUAGAAUUCUGGCCAAACAGCUGGUUCAGAUGCGCAAGCAAAAGACUAGAUCAUAUGCAGCUAGCAGCAAAGUGACCGGUGUUCAAUUCCAAAAUAAAGCUAUGGGAGCCAAUAUGAAACUGGCAGAAUCGAUGGGAGUGGCUGGCAAGACCAUGGCUGAUAUGAAUAGCUUGAUGAAACCCGAGCAACUUGCAGCUACUGUCAAUGCCUUCACCAAGGAGAAUAUGAAGAUGGAAAUGACCGAUGAGAUGAUCAACGACACAUUAGAUGAUAUGCUAACUGAAUCAGGAGAUGAAGAGGAAAGUGAUAACAUUGUCACCCAAGUGCUUGAUGAAAUUGGAAUUGAAAUGAGUGGAAAGAUGUCCGGAGCCCCUCUGCCAGAAACAGGAAAAAUUGGCCAAAAAUCCAAAGGUCUUUCAGAUGAGGAUAUUGAGGCCCAACUGGCAAAACUAAAAGGAUAGCCCAAGGGGGGAUUUCCUGCUGCGGAGCACGUUGCUGCCAUGGACGAGGCGCCUCUUUCAAAGUAGCUCCAGGUGAUUGAACUGUAGGUUCCCGCUCAGGUGGUGUUGGCACCUUUUGUUGCUAAAACAUUUUUAUAAGUAACCAUUUAAAAAUGUCCACUAAACUAAAUAAAAAUACCAUAAAGCUUAA
Dendroctonus ponderosae (mountain pine beetle) is the source of this 992-nucleotide messenger RNA. RefSeq names its product charged multivesicular body protein 2b-B (gene CHMP2B). NCBI's taxonomy places the organism in Eukaryota, Metazoa, Arthropoda, Insecta, Coleoptera, Curculionidae. Bases 164 to 802 code for a protein of 212 amino acids. The transcript is spliced from 6 exons. The record is from RefSeq and is a predicted model, not a curated record. Gene Ontology annotation, cellular component: ESCRT III complex; multivesicular body. Gene Ontology annotation, biological process: late endosome to vacuole transport; endosome transport via multivesicular body sorting pathway; protein transport.